Struthio camelus australis is the source of this 3111-nucleotide messenger RNA. RefSeq names its product trifunctional purine biosynthetic protein adenosine-3-like. Gene Ontology annotation, molecular function: metal ion binding; phosphoribosylformylglycinamidine cyclo-ligase activity; ATP binding. The record is from RefSeq and is a predicted model, not a curated record. Gene Ontology annotation, cellular component: cytosol. Gene Ontology annotation, biological process: 'de novo' IMP biosynthetic process; adenine biosynthetic process. NCBI's taxonomy places the organism in Eukaryota, Metazoa, Chordata, Aves, Struthioniformes, Struthionidae.
AUGGCUGAUCGAGUGCUUGUGAUUGGCAGUGGAGGGAGAGAACAUGCUCUGGCCUGGAAAUUGGCUCAGUCUCCACACGUAAAACAAGUAUAUGUUGCACCAGGAAACGCAGGAACAGCUGACAAUGGAAAAAUUUCAAAUUCAGCUGUGUUAGUCAGCAAUCAUACUAUUGUUAUCCAGUUCUGCAAAGAUCAUAACAUUGGGCUGGUGUUAGUUGGACAAGAAGCUCUUCUGGCAGCUGGGAUUGUUGAUGACUUGAGAGCAGCUGGAGUUAGAUGUUUUGGGCCAUCUGCAAAAGCAGCCCAGCUGGAGUCCAAUACCAGUUUUGCCAAAGCCUUUCUGGAUCGGCAUGGGAUCCCAACAGCAAGAUGGAAAGCCUUCACCAAUCCUCAAGAAGCUUGCAGGUUUAUUACCAGCACACACUUCCCUGCAAGAGUUGUACGAGCGAGGGGCCCUGCUGCUAGAAAAGAAGUGACUGUUGCAGCCAGCAAAGAGGAAGCCUGCAGAGCUGUGCAAGAGAUUAUGCAGGACAGAACGUUUGGAGAGAUGGUUGUCAUUGAAGAACUUCUUCAAGGGGAAGAACUUUCUUGCCUGUGCUUCACGGAUGGUGUCACUGUUGCCUCAAUGCCCCCAGUCCAGGCCCACAAGCGGUUACUGGAUGGCGACCAGGGUCCAAACACUGGAGGGAUGGGAGCCUAUUGCCCAGUGCCUCAGGUUCCAGAAGUUCUUCUAGAGAAAAUCAGUGAUGCUAUCCUUCAACAUGUUAUUGAUAGUAUGAGACAGGAAGGAACAGCAUAUGUAGGUGUGCUGCAAAUGGGAUUAAUGCUUACCAAAGAUGGUGUGAAAAUUUUAAACUUUAAGUGUCAGUUUGGUGACCCUCAGUGCCAAGUAAUUCUUCCACUGCUUAAAAAUGAUUUUUAUGAAGUGAUUCAAGCAACGAUUGAUGGCAAACUCUGUAGCUUCAUGCCAGCCUGGUCAGAAAAUAGUACAGCUGUGUGUGUGGUCAUGGCAAGUGCAGGAUACCCAGGAGACUAUGACAAAGGCAUGGAGGUAACAGGGCUACUUCAAGCCAAAGAGUUAGGGCUGCAGGUGUUCCAUGCUGGCACAGCGCUGAAGGAUGGCAGAGUGGUGACAAGUGGUGGAAGAGUCCUCUGCAUCACUGCAGUUAAGGAGGAUCUGAUGAAAGCACUGGGAGAAGCCAACAGGGGAGUAGCGGCCAUCCGUUUCAAGGGUGCCACUUACAGGAAGGACAUUGGCCAUCGGGGUAUACGGCUUCUCAAACAGUCCCUGGGUCUAAUAUACAAAGAGAGACGUAUGGGAGCUACAACCAGUGAUGUUUUGGUUCAUCAGCCAGACACAUCAGUUGCAAGUGGUACAAGAUCAGGCAGUCAUUCAGAAGUAAGAGGUUUUGCUGGUUUAUUUGACUUGAAAGCAUCUGGUUACGAUGAUCCUAUCCUGGUAUCUCGAAUUAAAGGCCUUGGACCUAAACUGCAGAUCGCACAGGCAUGUAAGAAACAUGACACCAUAGGUCAGGACCUGGUUGCCAUGUGUGUCAAUGACAUGUUGGCUCAAGGAGCAGAGCCCCUCUUCUUUCUCAACUAUUUCACCUGUGGCAAACUUGAUGUUGAAGUGACUCAAACAAUCACAGGGGGAAUGGCUGAAGCUUGCAAAAAUGCAGGAUGCGCUUUUCUGGGCAGGGAGGUGGCUGAGAUGACUGGCAUGUAUUCUUCUGGAGAGUAUGACCUGGCUGGCUUUGUGGUUGGUGCAGUGGAGCGAGGGCAGAUGCACUUGGGGCUGCAGAGAGCUGAUGAGGAGGAUGUGCUUAUUGGACUGGCCUCCUCCGGGAUUCAUGGCCGUGGCUUUAGCAUCAUACGGAAGAUUCUUUUAAUGUCCUCCUUACGUUACUCCUCUCCAGCAUCUGACGGAUGUGGUGGCAAGACUCUAGGAGAAAUUCUGCUGACUCCAGCAAAAAUGUACAGUCAGUCUCUGCUUCCUGUCCUUCGCUCAGGGCACGUGAAGGCUUUUGCCUUUAUUGCUGAGAAGGGGUUGCUGGAAGGCAUCUCCAGAAUCCUGCCAGAACAUGUCAGUGCGGUCGUUGAUGCUCUCAGUUGGAAGAUUCCUGACAUAUUUUACUGGCUUUACAAAGAGGGAAACCUCUCUGAGGAGGAGAUGGCUCAGACAUUUAAUUGCGGGAUCGGUGCAGUCUUGGUUGUGCAGAAGGAGCUGGCUCAGGAUAUUCUCAAAGAUAUACAGAGGCAUGAGGAAGCCUGGCUGAUCGGGAAAGUUGUUGCCCCUUGUCACACAGGAGGUUGUCGCAUCGAAGUCAAGAAUCUUCUUGAAGCUCUGCAGCUGACCAGCCCGCAGUGUCUGCUGAGUAAUGCUGAUGUAGAGAGUGCCUACUACCCCAGAAAGAAAAAAGUUAAAGUAGCUGUUCUCAUUUCUGGAACAGGCACAAACCUUGCAGCGCUCAUCAGUUAUGCAAAAGAACCAGGCAGUUUUGCUGAAGUUGUCCUUGUCAUCUCCAACAAGUCUGGGGUAGAAGAACUACGAAACGCAGCCCGGGCUGGAAUUCCCACCAGGGUGAUUGAUCAUAAGUUGUAUGGGAGCCGCUCUGAAUUUGACAGCACAAUUGACCGGGUUCUUGAAGAAUUCUCUGUUGAACUGAUAUGUCUUUCAGGAUUUAUGAGAAUUUUGUCCAGUCCUUUUCUCAGAAAAUGGAAAGGGAAAAUUUUGAAUGCUUCCCCAUCGCUUUUCCCACUAAACAAAGGUGGAAAUGCCCAUCAGCAAGCCCUGCAAAUGGGCCUCAAAGUCACAGGCUGCGCAGUGCAUUUUGUCCUGGAGGAAUCUAGUCCAAAAGCAGUGAUCCACCAGGAGCCAGUGUCUGUGAAGGCAGAUGACACCGAGGAGACACUGUCAGAAAAGGUUAAAGAAGCUGAGUGCCGGGCUUUUCCUAUUGCCUUGCAGCUGGUGGCCAGUGGAGCAGUGCAGUUAGGCGCUGAUGGUAAAACCUGCUGGAAACAAGGGGGCCAAAGUUUGCGUCUCCAGGAAGAGAAGAGAGGCUGCGCUUCCUCUCUUGUCACUCCAGAGCCACGAGACGGAAACGUGGUGUAG